AUGGCAAAAAAGGAAGGAAAUAGGAAGCGCUUAAGAGAUAAAGCUCCGAAGAUGGUGGAGGAUCUCGAUCUGGAAGUCAGCGAUAUUGAGAGCAUAGAUCAAUUCAAUGAUGAGGACAUUGUCCAUAAUAGGGAGAGAAAGAAGACGUCUCGGAAUGAUAACGAUGAGGAAACCAUUCCCGCUGUGAUGCCGUCGGAUGCACACCGUCUGGACGGUUUAAGUGAUGAGGAGCACGGUGGCUAUCUUGAAGAGGAAGAAAUGGCAAGGGCGACGGAGCGAAGCAUGCGUAAAAAGGCGACCGAUGAAGAUUUUACAAUAUCCGGACUUUCUCUUGCUUCGACCGCAAAGGCUGCAAAGCGGAAUAAGGAGUCGUCAGCGAAAAAUGACGUACUGGAUGCAGUACCGGCGGUUGAAGCAGUAGAACGUGAUUUUGCUCUGCUUACUACUAGUGAACGCUUGAGAAUUCUAAAAAAAGAGUCUCCUGAGUUGCUCAAUAUGCUUGAGGAUUUGAAAAAGUAUCUUUCAGAAGUCAAGGCGCUCGCCAAACCUCUACACGAGUUGUUAUACGAGCGAAAAGUAUCCGAGGCUGAUAAAAAUUUUGUUACUUUUCUCGAGACCAAAGUUCAACUAAUGCUUAGCUAUUGCAUGCACGUCACCUUUUAUUUGCUUCUUAAAUCGGAAGGCAAAAAAGUAGCCGGGCAUCCAGUGGUUGACAACUUGGUAGAAAUUCGAGUCUACCUGGAGAAGAUGUGGCCUUUGGAGGAGAAGCUACAAUACUCACUGAAUCGCUUGCUUAGCGGCAAGACCGCGUCCGCAGCUCACGUGGAUGAGCUCCGACCGCUACAAGGCAGUGAUAGUGGCGUGUACGAAGCUACACGCAGCACGCGGGAUACUGAGGCUCGUGAGCAUCGACGUCAUAUGAGGAAUAUGAAGGAAGCCGACGAUCUGGAAAAGGAGGAAUUAGCGGCCAUGACGCGUGUGCGCACCAAGAAGGCUUCGUUCCUAAACAACGUACAGCCCAGUUCCAAGGUGGCCCCCUUGUCUUACCAAGAGGACGAGGAUCAAUAUUUCACCAAGCUGCAGGGCAGUCUCCACGACGAGGAUGACGAGGACGCCGGGCUGUCGCUCAUGGACGCGCUUCGCAAGCGUCAGCAGGCGGCCAAGGCGUUGGAGGCCGCAGCCAGCGCUCCCAAGGACCCCGAACCGGAGCAUGCCUCGGAUGAUGAGGAGGAUAUGCUCGAGCUCGAUGGCGAAUCCGAUGUGGCACCUGCAGAGGAUGACGUUUCGGUGGACGAGGAAGACUACGAGGCGCUUUUCGAGGAGGAAAAGGCGCGGGAGCGGGAUCGUGCGGCCUCCGCCGCGACCCCCCGCGAGCCGCUCCACGCCGACGAGGUGGAUCGUCGGAAGGCGGGCAAGCGGAUCGAAUCCCACCGCGGCCUCACCAAAGCGCGGCCGAAGGAUCGCAAGACACCGAGGGUCGCACAGCGCCGCAAGUACGAGCGCGGCCUCCGCGUUCACAAGGCGCAGGCCCCGACCUACCAGCCCGAGCCCGAGAAAGGCUUCGUUGGGGUGCGGGCAAUCAAACCCGGCGUGCUGCGCGGGCGCAAACUUCAGUAG
Messenger RNA from Phytomonas sp. EM1, 1617 nucleotides. NCBI's taxonomy places the organism in Eukaryota, Euglenozoa, Kinetoplastea, Trypanosomatida, Trypanosomatidae. The record is from the annotation of a GenBank genome assembly.